Messenger RNA from Zonotrichia leucophrys gambelii, 3495 nucleotides. It is a transcript of the gene MYBL1, whose product is annotated as MYB proto-oncogene like 1. The transcript is spliced from 16 exons. NCBI's taxonomy places the organism in Eukaryota, Metazoa, Chordata, Aves, Passeriformes, Passerellidae. Gene Ontology annotation, molecular function: RNA polymerase II cis-regulatory region sequence-specific DNA binding; DNA-binding transcription factor activity, RNA polymerase II-specific. Gene Ontology annotation, biological process: mitotic cell cycle; positive regulation of transcription by RNA polymerase II. Bases 111 to 2372 code for a protein of 753 amino acids. Gene Ontology annotation, cellular component: nucleus. The record is from RefSeq and is a predicted model, not a curated record.
GGUGCCCCGCUACGUCCCUGCCCGGCUGUGAGAGAGGGAGCCCGGGCGGCUCGGGGGCUCCGUGCUGCGCCCCGCUGCCGUGGCGGCCCCCCCUAUGGUGCGCGCCGAGGAUGGCGGAGAGACGGCGCAGUGAGGAAGACGAUGACUUUCAAUAUAUGGAUCAUGACUAUGAAGUACCACAGCAAAAAGGUUUGAAGAAGAUAUGUAGCAAGGUGAAAUGGACCCGUGAAGAGGAUGAAAGGCUAAAGAAGCUGGUGGAACAAAAUGGUACAGAUGAUUGGGCUUUCAUUGCUAGUCAUCUACAAAAUCGUUCAGAUUUUCAGUGCCAGCAUCGGUGGCAGAAGGUACUAAACCCAGAAUUGAUUAAAGGUCCCUGGACUAAAGAAGAAGAUCAGAGGGUUAUUGAAUUAGUUCAGAAGUAUGGUCCAAAGCGCUGGUCUCUAAUUGCAAAACACCUGAAAGGAAGAAUAGGCAAGCAAUGCAGAGAAAGAUGGCAUAACCAUCUCAAUCCUGAGGUAAAAAAGUCUUCAUGGACAGAAGAAGAGGACAGAAUAAUCUAUGAAGCUCACAAGCGUUUGGGAAACCGAUGGGCUGAAAUAGCAAAACUGCUUCCUGGAAGGACUGAUAAUUCGAUUAAAAAUCACUGGAAUUCAACAAUGCGAAGAAAGGUGGAACAGGAAGGAUAUUUGCAAAGUGUUAUAAAGUCUGAAAGCGCUAGUUCUGCUGAACUUCAGCCCCAGCCUUGUCUGACUAUGGAACACUUGCACACUCAGAAUCAAUUUUAUGUGCCUGUUCAGACACAUAUUCCAGCAUAUCAGUAUGCCUCACCAGAAGGCAGCUGUCUAGAACAUGCUCCAUCUUCUUCCAACAUAGUUCAGCAGCCAUUUAUUGAUGAUGAUCCUGAUAAAGAAAAGAAAAUAAAGGAACUUGAAUUGCUACUUAUGUCAGCAGAGAAUGAAAUCAGAAGAAAACAAAUGUCUUCUCAAGCUGGAAGCUUGUCUUGUUGGUCUGGAAAUUUUAUCAUGGAGGAUUGUAUGCCUAAUACACUAAGUAGCCUUGAGGAACAAACAAGUAAUUUCUACAGCAUGGAUGAGACCCGCAUCACACCUGUUCAGCAGAAUUCACCACCUAAGUACUUGGGUGUAGAAGCAAAUAGAAUGUUAACACCUCUACAGACCAUUCCAGAAUUUGCAGAGGCACUAGAUCUUAUGGAAAUUGAUCCGGUGGCAUGGAGCGAUACGUGCUUUGAGCUCUCCGAGGCCGUGGUGUCCCCUGUCAAGCCGGCCCCAGUGAAACUGAUGCGGCUCCAGCACAGCGACGGGGCCGCCGAGUGCCAGUACAACGUGGGCGUGAUGCUCGAUGGCAAAAACCACAGCAACAUCAGCGGGGACGAGGAAACAGUUUUUUCAUCAACCUCAAACUUAAGCAAGUUCAGCAAUCCACCUGCUAUCCUGAGAAAGAAGAAGAGAUUGCGUGCUGGGCAGUCGCCGGUUCCUGAGCUGAACGACGGCUUGUGUAACGAUGCCGUCAAUGUGGCACUGAAGCGCACGCCAGUGAAAACACUACCGUUCUCUCCAUCACAGUUUUUCAACACUUGUUCUGGAAAUGAACAAUUUAACUUUGAAAAUCCUGCAUUUACAUCAACUCCAAUCUGUGGGCAGAAAGUUCUUAUUACGACUCCUUUACACAAGGAAAUGACACCACAAGAUCAAAAGGAAAAUGUGGGUUUUAGAAGUCCCACAAUGAGAAGAUCUCUUUUGGGUUCAACACCAAGGACACCAACUCCUUUUAAGAAUGCUUUGGCUGCUCAGGAAAAAAAGUAUGGUCCCCUCAGACUUAUGUCACAACCACUUGCCUUCUCGGAGGAAGACAUUAGGGAAGUUUUGAAAGAGGAAACUGGAACAGAUAUAUUUCCCAAGGAGGAAGACGACGCUUUGUAUAAAAACUGCAAGCAGGAGCACAACUUUUCUAAAAAAGUCAGAAAAUCACUGGUCCUAGAUCCACAGGAUAAAGAAGAAGUUGGGGCCCAGCAUUUGACAGAAGAUAAUAGUUUAGAUGUACAGUCAAAAAAUGCAUACACCACAUCUUUAUUAAUGACACCAUUGUUGGAAAUACAGGACAACAGAUGUAACCUGACAUCAGAAAAACAGGAUACAAAUCCAGCAAACAAAGCAAAUGCAGUAAUUAAGAAGAAACUGAAUACAUGUGCUACAAAAAAUGUCAAAAUGGAGAAAACUCUUCAGCCAAGUCGUGACUGGGAGGCAGUUGUUUAUGGAAAAACAGAAGACCAGCUUAUCAUGACUGAACAAGCAAGAAGGUAUCUGAGCACAUACACAGCUACCAACAGCAAUUCAAGGUCUCUGAUACUGUGAUGGUCACUGCAGCUGACAACCAUCUCUUUCCAUUGAUACUGAAACAAUGUUGAAGGCCAUUCCCGUGCCAUACUUGGGAAUUGAGUCUUUGGGAGAGUCUGCCAAGGGAAACCUUAAAGCUACCUUAAAGCUUCCUUUCUUCUUCUGACUGACAAAGAACAGACACGAAGCUCUUGCAUUCUUUACGAAGGGAUACCGCAAACAGUUCUGCAAUGAAUUUUUUAGAUAUUAAAAGAGUAACCCCCUAAAAUAUAAAGAAGGGUAAAAUACAUUGCAGUACUGACAACAUACAGUUUUUAGGUCUAUUUUUCAUAUUUAUUCUUUUGACUUGCAUCGCUUUUUUAUCUGUUAGAGCAUUUUCAAUAUAGAGUAGGUUUAUAGGUUGUUACUGGUUUCCAAACGAGCAACAUACAUGACUGAAUGUGCUUUUGCUUAUGUAGCAUUUUCUAGUAUAUAAAGAAACACAAUGGAAAGGAGUACAAAGGAAGGAUAGAAAGUUGCACUACUAAUUUUUUUUGGUAUGCUGCAAAACAAUGAAAUUAACUACAGUGUUAAAUAUAUUUAUUUGCAAAUGGUACUAGAAGUAGGCAGAGGGGGGUGAAUUAAGUUAGGUGUAAAGCAUCAGUAUUUUCUUCAUAAAUCUCAAAAUGAGAUGAUUGUUGAAUGUAUUGUACAGUAUGUAGGAAGCAAAAUUUUGUAAAUUGGAAAGGAGUCUGUUUUUAUAAUUUAUUUCCAUUUCAAAGCUUAAAUGUAGAUAUUUAUAUGUAUGCAGGUUGUCUAGAGGCCAAUGUUGUUUCCUGUUAAAACAGCUAAGAUGGAAAAAGGACAAGUUUAAAAUAUAUGAAAUGGCAGAAGAAUUACAGUGGUGAAGUGUAAAAAUCUAUACUGUAUGUUACAUCUACAUAAAGAUUGCACUAUAGCCCUAAAAUCAUGUUGGUUGACAACAUAAUUGCAAGGUAUUCCUAUAUUAUACAGCAACUGUUCCUGUACCUUGUUUAAAUAUAUUUAGAAAGAAAUGGUGGGGUCUUAUAUGUGACCGAGGAGUACUUUGUCCUGCAUAGGAACUAAAAACUAAUGCAUUUACAAUAUGUAUAUUUUAUUCCUUUUUUUUUUUUUUUUUUAA